AUAUAAACCACACGACAACAUUUUAUUGACACAUGUCGAGCACACCCAAAACUUAGGAGCACACAUGAGAGCUAUAUAACUUGCAUAACCUUUAGGGAAAAACUAUUAACUCAAUUCAAUUGGAUAAUCACACUUCGAUUCGAACAAAUAUCUUUCUGAUAACUAAAGCUAUUCAAAAAUGUCGAGCAACUCCCAAAACAUCAGCUUCCAAGCCGGUCAGGCCAAAGGCCAAACUCAGGAGAAGGCAAGCAACUUAAUGGACAAAGCAGGCAAUGCUGCACAAGCGUGCAAGGAGUCUCUGCAAGAGACGGGCCAGCAGAUUAAGGAGAAGGCACAAGGAGCUACCGAAUCAGUGAAGAACGCGACCGGCAUCAACAAAUGAAGACCAUAUCAUAUGAAUAAUGAUGCUAUUUUCCCCACCAAAUAAGACAUUUUUUUUUUCAUUUCUUGAACCUUAAGAUUGGGUUUAGCGGUUUGACUAUUCCGACUAUUGGAAUUUUUUAUUUAUUAUUUUACUACUACUUUGAUCUCAUGAUAAUAAUGUAUUCACUGGGAUCCAUAUUCAUUUUUAGACUUCCAUCAUAAAAAUAACACUUUUUUUUUACAUAUUUCUUUGUUUCUGUUUCCAAAUCAUUCAAAUUCGAUGUUGACAAAAUUAAAAAAAUAAUUCAAACUCGACUUAGU
Molecule: messenger RNA, 684 nt
Organism: Thlaspi arvense
Lineage: Eukaryota; Viridiplantae; Streptophyta; Magnoliopsida; Brassicales; Brassicaceae
Source: the annotation of a GenBank genome assembly